Molecule: messenger RNA, 5591 nt
Organism: Cynoglossus semilaevis (tongue sole)
Lineage: Eukaryota; Metazoa; Chordata; Actinopteri; Pleuronectiformes; Cynoglossidae
Gene: yeats2
Product: YEATS domain containing 2
Exons: 30
Coding region: 321-4643 (1440 amino acids)
Biological process (GO): regulation of DNA-templated transcription
Source: RefSeq, a predicted model, not a curated record
GGGUUUACUGCGACGCGGUCAGUGUUACAAUUUUUAUUACCACUGUCAGUUACAUCUAAUAUCUCUUUUUCAGUAGACAAAGUAAUAAAGAGAGCCGUUUUCUUAAGAUUUUGUAAGACAGUGGCCCCUGCUGGCCGUUAUGCAGAAGUACAACGCAAACGCUCCUUCUUUUACCCCACUUUUCCUCUCCGAGAUUUAACCAUUUGCACAACAACAGUGUGUAUGAUAAAUACAAUACACCGCACCGGUUAUGCUCUCAUUGAAUUAAAACACACGCCUUACUAAGAAACAUUGCUUCAGUGUAAAGAACACACUCAGCCAUGUCUGGAGUUAAGAGGAAAAUAGAAGACAACGACCCAGACUAUGAGGAAAUCUCCCUCAUUCACAACAGCAAGAAAAACAAAGCAGAUGAACAGAAUGCUAGACAAGCAGCAGUCCAGAAGAUUGAAGCAAUCAUCCGGGAGCAGUUUAAUCUGGAGAUGAAGAGCAAAGAGCAUGAGAUUGAUGUGAUAAGUCAGCGGCUCAAUGAAGCCAGGAGAAUGAUGGACAAGCUACGGGCAUGCAUAGUUGCCAAUUACUACGCUAAUGCUGGGAUGACAAAGAAUCCAGAGCAUUGCACCAAGGGUGACCCUGCCAUGCUCAACCAUCCAGCCAUCCGCCGCUACCUGGAGUCCCCAUCACGUUCCUCUUCCCCUCUCAACCAGGGCUCUGAGACACCGUCACUGGCUCAGUCAGAGUCUGAAUCCCUCUCACAGCAAGGAGAAGGAUCUGAGCGAGACACAGAGGGAUCAUGGAGAGAAGACGGCAGCAAGCAGGAGCGCAGACCAGGACGAAAUACGGGCAAAGACACAUUUGGUGUGCCUUCAUCUGUUGGAGCAGAACAGAGAGUUACCUUCCACACAACAGGAGAUGAAGCCUCGAGACUGUAUGCAAAAAAGACAAUUGUUGUGGGGAAUGUGUCCAAAUACAUACCCCCUGAUAAGCGAGAAGAGAAUGACCAGUCUACCCAUAAAUGGAUGGUGUAUGUGCGAGGUUCCAGGAGAGAACCCAGUAUUGACCACUUUGUGAAGAAAGUCUGGUUCUUCCUGCAUCCCAGCUACAAACCAAAUGACCUCGUGGAAGUCAGUGAGCCACCUUUUCAUUUGACACGCCGUGGCUGGGGUGAGUUUCCCGUGAGGAUCCAGAUCCACUUCAAAGACCCUCGCAACAAGCGCAUUGACAUCAUCCAUCAGUUAAAGUUGGACAGAACAUACACUGGGCUCCAGACCCUGGGGGCAGAAACUGUGGUGGACGUGGAGCUUCACAGGGACUCUCUCGGGGAGGACUUCAUUCCACAGUCCACUUCAUCCAAGGCGACUAACAGAGCAGCUAGCCCCACCUACCUGGCCCAAAGUAGUGGACGCUCCAGCCCACCCAUCUCCCAUGAACCCAGUCUAGACAAAGCUGUGAUCAAAACAGAGAUGGGGAGACAUGCCGGGGCACAGAGCUCCACUCUGACUGCUGUUGAACGAACCCCAACCCGACCCAAAGCCAGUGAUAGGGUCACCCUGGGAUCCCAUGGGAAUUCAGCCUUUCAGCCCAUCACCGCCAGCUGUAAGAUAGUUUCACAGGGGCAGCCACCAAGUCCUGCUGAUUCUCCUGGAAAAUCAUUCCAACCAAUCACCAUGAGCUGCAAAAUAGUCUCAGGGUCUCCCAUUUCUACCCCGAGUCACUCCCCACUGCCUCGCACACCCACCACGUCCACCCCCGUCCAUAGCAAACAGAACUCUUCAUCGGUGCUCAACAAUCCUUAUAUUAUUGUUGACAAGCCAGGCCAGGUCAUAGGCUUGACCUCCUCGUCCUCAGCCUCUACAGGAAGCUCCUCUGCAAAACAAUCUGCAGCGCAAGGAACUCGCUCUCCUGCCCCUAAAGUUCACACUGGCACCCUGCUCUCCUCAGGGGUUAAGGUCAUUAUCAAACAGGAACCAGGAGAAGUUUCUUCACAGCAGCAGAUGGUUUCCACAGUAACCAGCCAGCAGCAGCCUGCAACUACAGCAGCGCACCAGUUUGUCGCAGUGAAGGGAGGUCACAUGAUCUCCAUGUCAGCCCAAAAACAGGCCGGAGGGGCCGCAGCGGCCACAUCAGGCAAGAUAUUGGGAAUUCCUGUGAGCUCAACUCUUCAGUCAGCGGUCAAACAGGUGGCCAUCAGCAGUGGACAGAUUCUCGUUGCCAAGGGCAACCCCUCCGUCUCCAAAGUGAUGAGUGGGAAGCAAGUUUUGGCUCAAGGAGUUGCUAAAGCCAUUGUGAGUGGGGCCACCGGGCUCUCUGGUCAGCAGGGUGCUGUCAAGGCAGCUGGUGGUUCAGGAGGCAAGAGUGGAGUAAUGGCGACUCUUCAGCUGCCAGCCAACAACCUGGCAAAUCUCGCCAAUUUGCCACCAGGCACCAAGCUCUACCUGACGACUAACAGCAAGAACCCGUCAGGAAAAGGAAAACUCCUUCUCAUCCCACAGGGAGCUAUCCUGCGAGCUUCCAGUGCAAGUCAGCAGUCCCAGAGCAGCUCCUCAGCAGGUGCAGGAGGAUCUCAGACCUCCUCCUCCUCAACAUCAAGCAGUCUGCCCUCCAACCUCUCCUACACAUCCUACAUCUUAAAACAGACCCCACAGGGCACAUUUCUGGUUGGUCAACCAGCACAGGGUUCAGGUAAACCGGGUGUUUCCAGUUCUGUGAGUCAAGCAGCCUCCUCAACAGCUGGUGUUACCCAGCAGGCCAUACGGGUAACAGCUGGACAAAAGGCAGCCAUUCUGGCUCAGAUGGUGAGUAGCUCCCAGGGGGCACAGGUGAAGUUGUCAGACGGCUCUGUUAAAACAGUGACAGCAGCAGCAGGACACUUGUCCAAGCCAGGAACAACCACGCUCCGAAUGACAGGUGGAGUCAUCACUGCAGCCAGCUCCACCCCCAGCUCUUUGAGUGCUGCAGCAGCAGGAAACCUACAACAGGCUGCUGAUGGUGGGAAAUCUGCCUCUCAGCACCCGUCCCUCCUGGUGGCAGCCAAUCAAGCAGCCGUCAUCAGUGCGGCUAAAAGCGCCAGUGCUGCUGCGGCGGCCGCAGCUGCUGCCGGUGGCAGCAGCCUGUCAAAGACGGCAGUGGCCGCUCUGAUCAAAGGGACCAGUGGUGCUGCCACUAUGACGAAGAGCGCGUCAGGGUCAACGGGAGCCGUGGUCACACUUGCCAAAGGCUCUGCAAAUAUGCCAGUCAUGGGAACAUCUAAAGGUGCAGUGGCGGGGACUUUGACCAAAGGGGGCAGCACAUCAUUGGUCAGUGCAGCCUCUCUAAUCAGUGGAAUGGCUGCUGCUGGGGCCAAGAGCACUCCAACUCUGUCUGGUAUGUUGAAGAUUCAUUCUGGAGGUUCCAGCUCUCCACAGACUGUUCUAACAAUUCCGGCAAAUCAACUUAAACAGCUGGGGGUUGGAACUGGGUCUGGGGGUCUGCAGACUCUCCUAAUGCCUGUUGGUAAAGUUGUGUCUAAAGGCACAGUCAUCACUACUCCCUCCUCCUCCUCCUCCUCCUCUUCCAACACUCCUGGAGCACCUGGAGCUGGAGCCUCCCCAAGUCCUGCCAUUCAGGCUGCCCCCUCCCUUGCUCUGCCCCUGGCACAAGUGAAGACAGAGCCAGGCACGGGCACAGCUGUCACAGCUGGACCCUCUCCUUUGGGGACAAACUCUGUCUCCUCAUCUGUCCACGUGGCUUCUGCAGCCACAACAGUCAAACAAGAACAAGGAGCUGAUAAUUCUUCUCAUGAACUCAUCAACACGGAUCACAUAGAGACCAUGAUGCAGCUGCUGACGGCUGUGGUGAAGAAGUUUCCUCUGGUUGUUCCAGAGAAAACUGAAGACUCCCAUCCAUUCUGUGCCUCUUCAACUGAACAGUAUUAUUCAUGGAACAUUGGUAAACGCAGAGCGUCAGAGCUGCAGCGAGCAGUGGCGGUGAAGCGACUCAUCCAAGACGUGUUGGAUCGCUCGCCCCGUUUGCAGGCCCUCACCCCACCGAAGACCAGGGAGGUGGUGCAGUGGUGCCGACAGAGGGGCUACACGCCACCUGACCCCGAGCCCCACCGCAAAAAUGAGGACGAGUCCAUUGAGGACAUACUGACACAGAUCGACAACGAACCAGAGUGUCCGUCCACACUGGGCAGCAGCGAGGAGCUGGUGCUGCGACUGGAGCAGAUGCAAGCGCUGCUGAAAACUGAACCGGAGGAGGCCGACGAGGAAAUCGUGGACAUCGUGACCGUGGUUCCUCCCAGCCAGAAGCUGAAGGUCAAAGAAGAGGAGCAAGAAGCUGACGCCGAGCCCAAAUUCUACGUGGGCCCCUGUGUGUUGGCUCAGUUUGUCAGUGAAACAGCUCAGCAGAUUGGCGUCAACUUUCCAUCUGUGGAGGUGGAGAAGAACCUGUUUGCUCCAGUCAUUGAAGCCAUGAUUCUUAAGGCCACUGAACAGUUUGCCAGCGACGUCCUGAGAGAAGCUCUAGCUGUGGCCUACAGCAAAUCUCCUCAGAACAGGGCUCCCAGAGAGAUCACAGCCAUGAACAUCCACCAGGCGGUCGGCAGCAUCCCCACCUGUGACUUCCUCACUAACGCACACAUGGGUUACCUGUCCAAAGACAACUGAAGACCACUGGAACUGUGGGGAACUGUAACAGGGUUGUCAGAUUGACCCGGCCUCAAGUUGUGCAGUAUUAUCCCAUGUACUGUAUCCAUUUACUCUAAAGAUGUGCUGUGUGUGUACUCUCCACGAAUAACUAAUGGUUCUAAUACUGCAGGAAAUGUGCAACGUUUGACACACUGGGAAUGGAGUCGUUACAUUUUCAGAGGCUUUACUCAACAACAUGAUCAUUAGAAUGAUGAGUGUUUCCUUGUGCAGCCUUCAUUAUGGGAGAGUGAAGGCUGAUGGAGCUCUGGGGCUCAGUAACUGCAGCAGACAGCUGUCCUUCGCUGUCAGGAGACCUGAACAGAUUUGUUCCACCAGCAGACGUGACACAGAUUUACAGCCAGCCUCAAACACUAAUGAACAUCUGAGUGUCAGGCAACUGUCGGUGGUAACAUUAACAACAAGGUCUGGUGAAUGUUGUUCUAUUGUUCAGUGCAGUCAACAAACUUCGACUUGACUGUUGUUCUCGCCGUUCUUUUUUUUUUUUUUUCAAAUGAAUCAAAUGUUAUUCUUUCCUCACUUAGUCAAAACACCAGUAUUUGUCUUUUAUUAUUGUUAUUAUUAUUAUCAACAACCACCGUUCCUCGUCUGUCAUAGUGUUUUAAACAUUGAGUUUAUUCAACACUCGUGUGUAUUUAUCAAAGAGUACGUGACCAGUGUAAAAUAGACGUCUUUCAAAUCCACUUUUAUUUUUCUAUUUGUAUGUAAUACCUUUGUGUGUGUGUGUGUGCGAACGGGAGUGUGUGAGAGAAUGAAAGGUUUCGUUUGUGAAUCUAUUAAAUGUGGAGCUUGGACGUUAGUGCAUGUGUUGAUCUCUGUUAGUGUAGAAGAAAUUAAAAAAACAAAAAUUAAUAUUCUUGUAUUAAACAGAAAAAAUAGUUUUUUACCAAACCUGACUCGUCUUUUAAA